GAUAUCCCACAGAUACAAACACAAGCAAUAUCUCCAUCUCAUUUACCAAUCACUAUCCACACAAUAAAUCGAAUCAAAUCCACAUACCACAUCACUCGAAACUAUGCCUUUGUUCUGGUCUAAAGGAGUUGGAGGCAGAAGAUUCGGUGCAAACAUUACUGCAGAUAGGCAUGGUGUCAGAAAGCCUGUCUGGCGUAUGCGUCUUUGCGGACUCAACUGCUUUCGUUGAACAGCAUUCAAAGCACCUUUACUUUACAACACGUCUUGCAAUUAGUAACGAGGAACGAUACCAUGAAUGAGACGACACAGGGAUGGAAUGAGAUACACAUUUUGAGUUUUAUAUGAUGGAAAGGCGUUAGCGAAUGCAUUUCGGAUAUCAUAUAAGUUUGCUACAAUCAGGUAGCCUGUUUCAACAUUGCACUAUGGCAAUUAGGUUUUAUGGCGGGAUGAGGACUAGCAUUUGGCGAAUAAUAACAUAUUGACACUUCAACAGAAGGGGGUGGCCGACUUGUAUAACGAGUGAAGUGAAGAAUACUCUGUGUGUGUGGCUCAAAGAAUCUAAUGUCUAAUGAUGGAUGCCCCAUGUGCUAGCGCCAUGCUAUCUCUGCUCGGUCCACUGUUUUUCUUAUCCACAUCACGUGCCGAUAGAUAGUGAAAUUAUUUUCUAGUUUGUGACGGCA
Botrytis cinerea B05.10 is the source of this 680-nucleotide messenger RNA. RefSeq lists its product as hypothetical. NCBI's taxonomy places the organism in Eukaryota, Fungi, Ascomycota, Leotiomycetes, Helotiales, Sclerotiniaceae. The transcript has 2 exons. The record is from RefSeq and is a predicted model, not a curated record. The coding region runs from base 171 to 299 and encodes 42 amino acids.